Dentiscutata heterogama is the source of this 1984-nucleotide messenger RNA. The record is from the annotation of a GenBank genome assembly. NCBI's taxonomy places the organism in Eukaryota, Fungi, Glomeromycota, Glomeromycetes, Diversisporales, Gigasporaceae.
AUGGCUUGGAGAAACGUUAAAAAGUUGGGAAAUCUUAUCAUUAAUGAUUCUCGGUCUUCCUCAAAAAUCGUUAACUCUCAAAAUACUGUCGCAUCUUCACAUAACUCUUUAACUAAUGAUAACCAUAUGGUUUCUUCCUCAAAUGUUCAAAAUUCUACUUGCGCUGUCUAUAGUUGCGGUACGCGUUCGAAUUUAACCGAUAUUUAUAGCGAAUUACGCGAUGCGAGUGAGUUGCUUUAUCUUCAACUACCCGAAGAUGUUAAAUUAGUUUUGGAUAGGCUUCGAAAUUUACAGCGUGCUGAAAAUUCUGUCUUAUUUUAUGAUAAAUUGCCGAAUGGUGAAUGUCAGUGUCCGUUCGUAACGUUAGAGUCUGCCUUGAUGUCUGUAUUAAUAUUGGCUCCUACUUUAUUGUUGGAAGAGGCCCUUUCUGUAAUACAUGAAAAUGUGGAAUGCCAUUAUACUGAUCGUUCUGAUCAACCUCUGCAUUCUCAUUAUUAUGCCCGUCUUUCGCAUUCUUCUAUUUCAACUCUUCAUUCUGAAUUAUCUGAAACUUCUUCAAAGCAUUCCUCGUUAGUAAAAGUUUUGAGUGCUUCUAGCCUCUUGACUAAAACAAUUGGUUCUAUAUUAUCUCAUCAUAAUGAUGUCUUAAUGAAUUCAUUUACCGAUUCUAUAUCCUUGGAUAAUUUUCGUCUGCUAUGUGCACGUGUGUCUAAGGAGGCAAAAGAACUAGCAAAGCAGAUAAAAAGAAUUACCACCCAAGGGAAAACAGAUGUCUUGGUAGAAUAUGGUCAGACCGUUUAUAACGAAUUAGUAUCUCAUGCAAAUAAUUUGGUGGAAUCAUUAGACCUGUUUGUAAAUUUUGUUCAUCUUCAUCUUCCACAAAUUUAUGAAGAGUCAUCAGAAUUGAAUUCAACUUCGGUGAAUGCACAAUCAAAAGAGUCUUUGGCAACUGAAGAACAAAAAUAUAAAAGGCGACGUUCAGAUGCAAAGCAAUCAUUAAGUGACCUGAACAUGAUGGCUGAUAGUUCGGAUCGUUUAAGUGGGCACAGCAGUAUAUUAUCUGAAGGAGGGCAGUCUCCUUUAAAUGUCAGCUUUUCAGCCUCUCUUUGGCGAUCGCGAAAUGAUAGUAAUGAUUCUGACUUAUCCACUGCUUCCGCGGCUACUGCGCCGAUAAUGUAUACCAAAGAAAGAAAAAUUACGUUCUCAGAAAGUUCCUUGCACAAACCUCAUUUUCACAACCAUAUAUCUCCACAGUCAAAUAAUCGUCUUCAUCGCAAGAAUAUGGAUCUUUCUAUUGAUACUUCAUCUAGAAAUGGUCUCUCGCAUUUUGAUUCUCCCCCAAAUACUCCAAAUACUCUGAAUAGUAACCUUAGUAUCUCAUUGAAUCGUCGAAAUCGCGAUAGCUAUUUACACUUUAAUAAUGAACCAGUAUCGCCUUCAUUAUCUAAUUCGAGUAAAGGCUCUAAAUUUAAAGAAAUGCUGGAUGAAUCUCCGUCUAAAAUGUCUUUAGGAUAUAGCAUUGAUCAAAAUACAAAAAAACAUCGUAUUAGAACCCAAUCAUUUAUAUCUAGAUUUAUGCCCAAUAGUAGUCGUCUGUCAAGUUCCCCCCCUUUAUCACCUAUAUCAACUCAUUCUCUCUGUACUCCUUCGAACAAGAUUUCAACAAAAUCUUCUUUAUCUAUAGGAAAUAGACACAAAAGCAAAGAAAAUUUGACUGAUUCUGAAAGAGAAAAUUCUCCAAGACCUCGUCGUGUUUCAAAUUCAACCAUAAAAUCUUAUUUUCUUAAACAUAUUCAUCUACCUUCUCGUAAAGGUAAAGUUUCCGAGAAUAUCGCUCGAACUACGAGUUAUUGGCCAGUAACUGAGGAUCCUUUAGUCUCUGAAUCUUCAACGAACAAAAGUUCCAAUCGUUUUUUCAGAGCUCCAUCUUUAUCCGGUAAACGCCCUAAACUACAUAAAAUUAGCAGUGACACUGAUUUGAGAA